Molecule: messenger RNA, 525 nt
Organism: Verticillium nonalfalfae
Lineage: Eukaryota; Fungi; Ascomycota; Sordariomycetes; Glomerellales; Plectosphaerellaceae
Exons: 2
Coding region: 1-525 (174 amino acids)
Source: RefSeq, a predicted model, not a curated record
AUGACCUCACUCCCCCUGUAUGACGCUGUGGUCCCUUCUAUUACCAAGGGAUUAAAGACCUUUGAUCACAUCCUCACCAAGACGGAAGAGUAUGCCAAAGAGAACAACCUCAGCGUGGACGAGGUAUUCGUCGAAGCCCGUCUGAUCGAGGACCAAAAACCCCUGGUUUUCCAAGUCCAGAACGUUUCCAAAAUCGUUCGAAUCGCCUUCGCACGUUUGACGGGCAAGGAGCUGGAAACUCUCGAAGACAAUGAGCAGACUUUGGCGGAGUUGCACAAGCGCAUCCAGAGCACAUUGGAGCUGGUGCAGACGGUGGACGCUUCGGUAGCCAAUGGCCGUGCCGCAGAGUCAGUCGAGCUGGCUGCCGCUGGGCAUAAGAAGACGUUGACGGUGCAGGAUGCUCUUCUGUACCACAGCUUGCCUAACUUCUUCUUCCACCUCGUUACCGCCUACUCGAUUCUCCGCGCGAAGGGUGUGCCGCUAGGCAAGUUUGAUUACCUCGGCAGCUUCCUCGGGGUUUUCUAG